AUGAUAUAAUUAUUUAUCAUAUUAGCACUUGCUUUUUCUAAGCCUCUCAACCCUAAAAAAGUCUUGUAUGCUAUAAAUUGUGGUGCUCCAUCAAAUUAUAAAAGUCCUUCAGGAAUUUAAUAUGAAAAAGUAUUAUAUCUUAAAUAUUAUUUCUAAGGAUAUUCAAACAGAUCCUGAAACUGUAGUAGCUGAUUACAGUUUGAAUUCAGAAGUUUCUAGUUAACAAAUCAAAUAUACAAGAGAGCCUGAAAUAUAUUUAACAGAAAGACAUGCCUAUAAAACAUUUUCAUAUCAAAUUCCUUUGUAAAAAGAAGGUACUUACACUCUAAUUCUUAAAUUUGCAGAAGUAUUCAAAUAAAUAUAAAUCAAAGAUGUACUUUGAUACAAAAGGAAAGAGAGUUUUUCAUGUUAAAUUUGGAUCAUAAAGAGUCAUUGAAAAACUUGAUAUUGUGGCUAAGGUUGGAAAGUAUGCUUCAAAUGAUGAAUAUAUAGAAUUUGAAUAUAUAGCUGGAUAAGUAUUUCAUAAUGUAAAUUUACAUUUAUAUAAAAUAGAAUGUUUUAUGUGUGGAUGCAGUUUAAGAUGGUAAAUUAUAAGUGAAUCUUGAAAAAACUAAAUUUGAUAAUCCAUAUAUUCAUGGAAUAGUUUUGUAUGCAGGUGGAAUCAGUGAAACAGAUUAUGAAGAAUAUCAAUACAUGAAAGAAAAUUGGGAUAAAGUUAUAAAUGAAGAAAAGAUUAAGGAAGAAUAUGAGAGAUAGAAAAAAUCUGAAGCUAAAGUUAAAAGAAAAGAAAGAGUCAAAAUUAGAAAUGAUCAUUUAAAUGUAGUAGAAAAUGAAUUUGAAUUUGAUGAUUAAUCAUUAAGCACUUCUGUUCCAGUUGUUAAAAAAGUUGGUUUAAAAGCCCUCAUUACUAGUCCUUUUGGUACUGCAGGUUUAUUCAUUUCUUUUUUUAUUGGAAUGUCUAUUCUUAAUAAAAUAAUGUCUACUAUUUCCAAUGUAUUUUAUAAAUUAUAUCAAUUAGGCUAAAAUUAAAGGUAUUGAAAAAGAUAUUACUGAAUCAAAACCUAAGCAAGAAAAACAAAUAAAAGAGAAAAAUGAUACAAGUGACAAAAAGAAUAAAACAAAAGAUACAAAAGAUAAAUCUAAAGCAAAAUAAUAGUGAU
Messenger RNA from Paramecium pentaurelia, 1160 nucleotides. The record is from the annotation of a GenBank genome assembly. NCBI's taxonomy places the organism in Eukaryota, Ciliophora, Oligohymenophorea, Peniculida, Parameciidae.